AUUAAAGCUCCGAGGACCAAGGUGUACUGCCACAAGUUUCUGCCUAGCUCAGCCUCUGUGUUAAAAAAAAGAGCCUUUUAAACUAUUUAAGAGUAGACCCUACUUAUCACAAUGCAUUGCCUGAAAAGUCUCAGGGCAGCCAACCCGGGAGUCUUGCAGCUGUUUAAAAAUGCAGGAAUCUCCUCCAGAGUUGGAGCUGACAGCAUUGUCUUGUCCAGGACGCAGCAACCUGUUUCUCUCCCCUGCUGGGCCAUAGCAUCACCUCACACCCACAGAGCCUUUCAUUACCAGAACAGCCCUGAUGAGGACCAAGGACAUCCAAGGUAGGUCACAGGAGGCUCUCUCGAACAGAAUAAAUCAACAUAAAUCUGCCAAAAACAUUUAUUAUCAUUAGCAAUUUUAAACUGUUGUGCCCUCAUUAAUGUGAAAACAAAGCUGUCAACUAAGUCUGAAAGGGUUUAGGAUAAUGAGGAACCCAUAAUUCAGCUUUUUUUUUUUAGCCUCUUGUAACGGCAUCUCUAAGAGCGCAGCAUCAAUUAAGAAUUUAUGCUUUUGUUUGUACAGAUAGAAGAAAAAGUUUAAAGUUGUUUUAGAGUGUUUAAGUGAAAUUCAAGGUAGGUAAAUAAUGUGUUUCUCAUUGGCCCAAAAAAGCAAAGUGUUUGAAGUUUUAACCUGCACAGGUUCAGAGUCUAUGCCGGUUGCCCUGGCAACUUAAGGCAAAUUUCAAAACGGUUGAAAGUUACAGCCAUAAAAUGUCCUUUUCUGUUUUUGUCAUAUGUUGUUUCAAAAAAUUAAACCGACAAGCAAUAAUUUAUUAAUAUGAUAUGCUUAUUUAAAAACCUGCAUGCAAUAAGAUGCAUUGUCUGUUCCUACUGCAUCUUACAUCUUGCAUUAACACAUGCAAACAAGAAAAUGGCAUCAAUCUUGGUAUUUACCGUGGAUUGAAAUAUUAAAAGCAGUGACAUGAAAAGAAAAAAAAAAGUUGCAGAUUUUAAUGUUUAGAGUCAAAUAACUGAAAUCAAAAAUUCUGCUUGACUUUACUGUCAUUCAACAAGUAGUUUUUGCAGUUUCAGCCCCUCAGUAUACAGAAAAUACUGUUUCAAAAUAAACCUUUGUUAUCCAGAUAUGUCAUAACCAAACUACGAACAUGCUUGAGAUAAAAAUCUCUGAACUUGACCGUCUUCUUUCACGUUUUUGCUCAUGUAGUUACGGUAAAGAGGUCAUUCACCUCUUGGUUUUGGUGAGAAUUAGGUCAGGUCAGUUGGAUCUUUGCCUUUAAUUUCACUUCUUACAUAAAUGUUGACGCACUUGCCAUAUUUUUGAGUUGAUAUGAAUCAGUUCAAUCAGUUUGCGUUGUUUGUUUUAGCAGGAGCAGGUGGAUGUCAAGCAUGGAGGACCUACUUUUCUACACCAUCACUGAAGGCAAAGAGAUGAUCCCCCUCUCGCAGUUCAUCUCUGUGAGUCAACAACACGUACACGUCUCCCCUAUCACACUUUGAACUGUUUUGACUUUCCAUGGCAUUUGUCGACAUAUGAACUCACUCUUCCCUACAGUGGUGUUGCAUUUCCUUAAAGCAUCCACAACUUUAGUUAACUCAACCUUGGGGGUGACAUAGGAGCACAUUUCAAGAAUCCAGAGUGUCUCCAGCUGAAUGCAAGGUCAAGUUUAAAAUGUGUUAAGGACUAUGUUAUGUAACAGACGUAGCUAAAUAUAAGAGGUGUGACACUGCAGUAAUCACCAGAGAACAACAUGCACUUUUCACAUUUUAUUCGAGGUUCUCUUGGAGUUCAGCUAUUGUGAUUUUUACACCUUUAGGCUGUGCCAGGAAAUGCUUCAACAGUCCUAUCACUUCAUGAGUUUAAUGUCGAAUUAGAGCUUUGAUAAUAACAGAGCACUUACAUAGGGACUAAAAUGGAAUGUAGGUCAACUGACACCCCCUUACAUGGGUCCAGUACACAUGUACACCCAUGACAGCAUAUGUCAAACCUAUGUCACAGGUCUUUUUAGGAUCCUACGAGGGGGCCACCUCCGAACUGUACGUGUCUCAGAGGAGGGAUAUCAACUACAGAGUCCAUCUGCAACUAACAUGCUAUUUCAAAACCCUUGCAACCAGAGAGCCCUCUUUAAACAGGAAAAUGAGACAUCUGGUGACCUAGGUGUCUAUGGAAACUCAGUCUUUUUUAAAAAAAGGAGAGCACAUCUCAUAGAAGUGCCAUGUGUCAACACAGGUGGCCUGGUGUCACGGCAUGGAUGACUGGGUGUGUUUGAAGAAGAAAAUGGGUUAGGACAUUCAUAGGCAUACAUAGAUUGUGCAAGAAGAAGUCUUUCCUCACAAGUUUACGGGUACUGGUACACCAGUCUACAUAGUCACUCAUGCAAUUUCCCAAAAAGCUAAAUUUAAGGCUUGUGAAAUUGUAGUUUUUUCUGUUUUCUUUCUUCUAUUUGAACUAAACUGAAAGAAAAUUACAGUUCACUGUAAUAGACAAAGUAAUCAAAUAGGUACUUUUAUUUUGAUCGUAUUUUUAAAAAUAAAAUUGUGAAUUUAACCAAUCAUUUUAUAUUAGUAUUGCUGAUAAUAGUCUGAGUCCUUCAUUACAUCUUCUUAUCAGGUGAUGCAAUAUCUAACACUACUUUUGUAGACCAAGGUCAAAUUCACCAAGCUUUUAAACUGCAGGCUUGCUUGUGUCAUUGGUAAAUCUAUCCAGUGUGAACUGCUCGUAAAACCUAACUCAAACCCUCUCGUACAGCCAGUUACAUAAUAAAACCUUAAAAUCAUCCUUCCCGAGCACAGCCCAAAUUUUCAGGAACAUUCACAGAUCUUCAACAGGAAGCUGACAGCCAUGUGCUUUUUUUGCUGAUAGCUCCCUGAAUCGGUUUUCAGAUGAGAUGACUGAGUAAAAACGUGCCCACUCUGGUAGAUAUGGUCACAGUGUCCUCGAAAUAGAAGCAUACGGUUUAUAAAGUGACUGCCAGCUCGACGAGAGACUCAUUAGAGAGAUUCCAGUCAUCUGAUCUAAGUUUGCACUUCCUCCUUAGUCACAUGUAAGAACUCCUGAGCAUUUGGAGUGCUGAAUCUAUGUAUGCCAUCUACACCUUAUGAUAUCACGUGCAUUACCUCAUGAACCUGCCAAGUGUUAGUAUAAAUGAAUCCUUGCUCAAGUAUCAAUUGCUUUAUAUCUCCCCCUGCUCCAGGCCUUAAGAAAAACAGGUUUGUUGACGUCUGACCCCCGGCUGCGUGACUGCGUCCAUCAGAUGCGGCUCUUUACACGUGAUUCUCUCGGGCCAGUCAUGAUGGACAAGAAGCUAUUCAGAAGGUGAGAAAAUCUUUGUUUAUUCAUGGAGACAGUCGUGCAAAACAUGCAAAGGGCAAGUAUUCAGCUGUUGCUUGCAUGUGAGAAGUAGACAGAACAUAAUGUUUACAUGUCAAUCAAAUAUGUUUUGAUUUGAAUUAUAAAAGUCUGAGAGAUAAAAAAGUGUAAAUAAAGAAUUAGAGCAGCAACUCCAGGUUCAGUUAAGGGUGUUCGUUAUAAUUCUUCGUGGUUAUGUAAAAGAGUAAUUGGAGAGGUAACCUGUGCUCAGCGCUAUUUGAGUCUAAGAGCCUGACACAGACAGGCAUUUUAUGGCGAACAGCUGCCACUAACCAAAUUCUUGUUUGCACAUGCCAGCCAUGGCAGGAGAGGGUGAAGCAGGACAGACGGCGUCGCAGGGCCAUGGUAAUGAAAGGGCAUCUUUUUGGUAGAGCUCCAGACUGCUGCAGUUAGAUUAGAAGCAGGACUGGGACUUCUAGUGACUUCAUUGCCCUCAAACACGUGUUAUUUUCAUGAUAAAUAAUCUGUAAAAUCUCCCAAAAAAAAAGAAGAAAUUUCUUGAAUUCAGAGUGAUGUCUUCAAAAUAUGUUCAAAAUCCAAAAACCAAUCUUUUUCUACCUAAAAUGAGAAAGAAAAGCAACACAUUUUUUAAUUAAUGAAACUAGAAUCAGUAAAUUUAAACACAUUUGCUGUAAAAAUAUGACUCAACUGGUCGAUUGAAUAUCAAAAUAAACUUUGACCAAUUACAAUUACAUUAUAAAAAGCUACAGUUCGAGCUCUUUGUAGACUUUUUACCGACUUACUGCCAAACAUUUGUAAACCUGAUCCACUUAGUCUCAUCCUUUGGCCCGGACACAACGGGAGAUUUCACAGUCUGGUUGUCAGUUGUCAAACUAAAUUGGCUGUGUCCGACUUUCUAUUUUUUCACAGCUUGUUGAGGUUAUCCUUUCCUGAAGAACACUUAAAAGCCCACUAUAAAUAUGCCUCUAGAAAUAGAGAGUGCUAUCUCUGAUUUUUUUUUUCAAGGAAGUGACCCAUAUAAAUAAUGCAAGCUCUUUCCACUCUCUUCCCCUCGUUGUCCCAAAAUCUCACGCUAGCUUUGCCUUGGAUUGGUGAGCGCUGCGGGCCAGAUAUUUUAGUUCAGACUGGCUGUGACAGAAUGUACAUACUUUUUCUCGGAGCCAUCUUUCAUUGCUAUCCAAUUACAGCAAUGAAAAUCUGUUAGAACAGUUUGAACCUGCUGAUAUGGACGAGUGUGGUGGUUGUUUAUCCUUUUAAAACGGGUAUGUGCUGGCUGGAGGCAUGCCUCCUCAAAUUCAGUAUGAUGGGAACGAAAAUGAAUGCCCUUUCAGAAGUUGGGCUUUUCAAACAAAUUGAUAUUGAUCGCAGUUUUCGGUUAUACAAACAUUUUGCAGGCAGAACAGAUUUCAGUGAUUGAAGCCAAGGAGUGUUGGAGCCAAAGAAGCUUAACUUCUCUGAGCUGAAUCCCAGAGAAUAAGGCAAUGUGUUCAUGAAUUUCAAUUAUCCUAUGUAAUGUCAGUGUCAGCUGGUUAGAAAAAUUAUAGACCUAUUAAAAAAGAAUUAACUAAACAAACCAGCCUGUAGGUCUUAAAUGCAGUUAUCAUCUAGUUUUGGAAUAAAAAGCACAUUAAAAGUGUCAAAACUUUAAAAAAUACAUUAAUAUACAGUCUAACUUAUUUAAUGCUCCAUCUGCAUAUGGGCAUUAUUUUAAUAAACCUGCAGAGGUUUGUUUUGCCGCUAUAUUUAACUUGAUUAAAACCAUGAAUGCAAUAUUAAUGCUGCACCAUCUCUGUCUUACUUGUGUCCUCUCGUAGGUGUGUGGGCAACAACAUCAUGCUUUUGACCAAAGCGUUCAAAAAAAAGUUCAUCAUCCCAAACUUUGAGGAGUUUACCCAGCAGAUUGAUAAGAUGUAUGACAGCGCUCAAGUGCAGGAAGCUGGACAGGUAAGGAAAGAGCCGACCAUGAGCUGACAUGCAUUAUUGUUCAGUUUCUUGUUCAAGUUACACUAACAUGUGUGUUUCUUGGGUCAUUCAGGUGGCUGAUUACAUUCCUCAGCUUGCUAAAUUCAGUCCUGAUCUGUGGGGUGUGUCUCUGUGCACAAUUGACGGACAGAGGUAUCUUUUACAUCUUUCAUUCGCUGCAUGUUUCCAUUCAGAAAACCUCCAUCCGUGUGUACAACCUCACUAACACACCACCAUUUUUCUUUUCUUUUCUUUUUUCUUUUUUUGUCUGUUUGGUUUCUAUCUCCAUCUUCAUCCCAUCUUCAUAUCAAACAGACACUCUGUGGGUGACACAAAGGUUCCCUUCUGUCUGCAGUCGUGUGUGAAGCCUCUGGAGUACGCCAUCGCCGUGCAUGAUUUCGGCGGUGAUCACGUUCACAACUUUGUGGGCAAAGAGCCUAGUGGAUUCAAGUUCAACAAGCUGUCACUAAAUGAUGACAGUAAGUGAUAAGUUUCAACAUGACUCUUACUCCAGUUACAGUCUCCACACUAGAGCAAACAGUACGACUAAUAGUGAGUGUAGAACUGGUUCACCCUGACUUUUGGGAAAACACUUUCUUUGUAAGUAGUCUGUAGUUUUAAAUUUUUCACAACUUUUCCCCUUGAAUAGUUAUUUCAGCUGACUCUACCUGUCAGCAGGGCAAAGAUGAGAAAGAAAAAAAAAACUAAUUUGACCAAAAAAACGGUUGCCAAAGAGACUCGGGGAGAAAUUCUGCACUCUUUUAUCACCUCUCCCUCGAGACAGGUAGAAAUAUCUUCCGUGUGGCCAGUUUAUGAGCUGAUCAUUAGUGUUCAUUUUGUUUUCCUCGUGAAAUACAUCCUCUAAUCUAAGCGUUUUAUUGCUCUUGUGGUUUGUGGGCAAAUGAGUGAUGGCAUGCUCUUAUCUCCUGUGCAGUGAAACCUCACAACCCGAUGGUGAACGCCGGAGCCAUUGUCAUCAGCUCUUUAAUCGAGGUAAAAUCUAAAGACUUGUCAGCAGUGAAUACAAUAUUUAUCAAAAUGGGUUUUUUAAUGAAUGCAGAGGUUUUCACUUAAGACUACACACACUAAAUGAACUCCUACAUUCAUAUUUAGGAUGUGCAGGAAAUCAAAGACAGGGAUUUUUGUAGUAAUGUGGUUUCUCAAAGAAUAAACUCUCUUUUUAUGAGCAGAGAUCAUUUCUAGUUUUCCAUUUCCUGUUAUUAUUGUGCUGUCUGGUAUUCAGCUGCAGCCUUUCUCUUCUCUAAAACACAGUUUCAAGGUUUAAUCGACCGGUCCUUGUUAAAUAAUGAGCAAAAAACAACAACUAAAAAACUAAACAGUAUAGAUAGUCCACCAAUGACAAAAUCAAUCAAUAAAGUCUCUCGUCAGGUUUCUUGUUUCAAAACAGUACUCCGAAAUUUACCAAACGAAAGCUUCUCUAUCCAUUGGAAGAGCAUUUUUUUUUGUCACCUCUUACUCAUAAAAAUAAAUAACGACACAUACUGUAUGUGACUUAUGCAUAGACACGUGAGAGCUCUAUAGAGCUCACACACGUGUAUUUAAAAUUCGCUCGCUAAAAGUCAUUGUGAAAUCUGACACUGUUUACGGUCUGUGUGGUAAGAGCGCUCACAUGUUGACCAAAUGGGACUGGCACUAUGUGACCAAGUGAAGUUCGUGUCAGUCUGUCCUGUAGAUUCAACAGAACAAAUUUAGCAUAAAGAAAAAAUCCACAAUGCUGAAAACUCUACACUUUUGAUUGCUGUUAAGGAUUAUUUAAUGGACUAAACAAGUGCAUGAUUAGGCUGUGAAUAAUUCCUGUGAGAUGCCACAAAAGACUCAGUAAAUUAAAGCUGAAUAUAUUUUGUAAUUUGUUAAAAUUACAAUUAAAAGUUUUAGGAAUAUUAGUGUCGUACCAAGUGUGUUGAAAGUCUGUGAACCAAGUCACCUCCGCAGUAUGACGUCAGCUAUCACUGGCUAAUCUUCUCUGUCGGCUGGUCAUUUGGUGUCAGAUGCUGGACUAUGGCCAUUAACAUCUGACUGACCAGGCACCUAACUUAUCAGCGCUGGGUGGGUGGAGUUUAGCCAAACGGGUUUGUGUAUUUUUCAAGCUGUCCUGAAGUCUCCCAGCUGGCAGUGGAGAUACUGUGGACCUCUUAUCAUAUGUGGGUCAGGCUCAGCUGAGAGGGAGGGACAGUGUUUGGGAUGACAGUGGGGGGGGGGCGUGUGUGCGCCUCCGGCCAAUUACAGACCCCAGAGCAGAAGGUGUGUUCGCCACCCUCGUGUGCAUGCUCUUGCAUUGAGUGGGACAUUCAAUGCAUAGUCCAUAAACAUAACAAUGAGGUGAAGACUGAUCUUAAACAGAGGACAAAGGGAGAACAGGCUGAUCCUGUUGGAGUAUUUCAGGACUCUGAUGCAACUAAAGACCUUAAUAUAAAAAAAGGUGUUAAAAAAACUACUUUGCGAAUCAACUAUUUGAAAAGAAGUUGCCCUUCCCUGUCACAUGUUACCGCCUCGACUCACAGUAACACCUAAUAUCAUGAGGAGCAUUUAAAGAUAUAAAUGUGACAACCAUUCCUGUCCAGUCACUUUACGACCUGGUAAUGAUCCCUCACCGGCCUGUGAAAUUCAAGCAGGGCCAUAAACAGCUCCCCCCCGAGCCAGUGUGCACAUCUCCACAUGGACCGACAAGCACAAGAACAUGUACACAUACAAUAUACGUCAAUGCCUACACCAUGUGAUGAUGUUUAACUGCUCAGACACUGCCAUCUAUAGGGACCCACUCAAAUGGUCGCUGUGAAAGUGACUUUGUCCUUUUCUGUUGACAGCCUCAGGCAAAUAAAGCCCAGAGGUUUGACUAUGUGAGUAAAACUUUAACAUAUUCCACCUUUUUUUGAUUCAAUGUCACUUCUUUAUUUGAUCUCCUCGCUGAACUGAAUGAACAUCUAUUUUUGCAGGUGAUGGAGUUCUUGAAGAGUAUGGCGGGUCGAGAGUUUGUGGGUUUUAGCAAUGCAACGUGAGUUUGCUGUGGUUAUAAAAAUCAACUUUUAUGGUUUAAUUUUAAAUGAAACUUUCUCACACCUGACAUUUAUCUUUAGUUUCCAGUCAGAGAGGGAGACUGGGGACAGGAAUUUUGCAAUCGGUUAUUACCUCAAAGAGAAAAAAGUGAGUGUUUCAGUUGUUUCAAUAUUUGGUGGUAAAAGUAGAAAGUGCUUGUUGAACAGUCAGGAUAAAAAGAGAGAAUCUAUCUCAUCUGUAAAUGCUGAUUUUAAUCUCACUCUUUGCAGUGCUUCCCUGAAAAUUCAGACAUGAUAGCUGCCCUGGACUUCUACUUUCAGGUAAGCCUCUCAGUCUUGAGUCAUAUUCUGUGGAUUAAAAAGUUAUGAAGUUUUGAAAUAAUGGUUUGUAAAGUGUCAAAAGUAUAAGAAAGUUGAUCUCAUACCCACCUUUGUGAUUGAUGUAAACCCUAUUUACUUACUCAGCAUCCGCUCAUUGCUUAGUUACUUAACUGUCCCAGCAGGAUUAGUCCAGUACAUCCCUCCUAUAAAACCCAAACUCCUUGUUUUUACAACUUGCAAACACAAGACAGGUUAAUUUAUGAGCUGCAGCUCUGCUUGUAGGCAGGUUUUGUAACAUGGCCAGAAUAGCUUUUCCUCCCUCUUAACAGUCUUGCUGCCAAGCUAAAAUAACCAGCCAAAGGCUGAGCUGUGAUAUUUGAUAUCAACCUUAUUGGCUGACUACUGGAAAAAAAAAAGUAAACAAAGUUAAUUCCUGAACACUAACUCAGAAAAAUCUAUCUCUAUGACUCUGAAGUUAAUUUACCUUUUUUCUUAUUUAACCUUUUCAGUUAUGCUCCAUUGAAGUGACCUGUGAGUCAGGAAGUGUCAUGGCUGCCACACUAGCCAACGGGGGUAUUUGCCCAAUCUCAGGCGACCGUGUGCUGAGUGCUGAAGCUGUUCGAAACACCCUGAGUCUCAUGCACUCUUGUGGCAUGUACGACUUCUCCGGACAGUUUGCCUUCUACGUGAGUCACCAGAAACUCAAGGAUCUCUUUGGAGCAUUGUCGCACUUAUUUCCUCUCAUGCUGAAUUAUGAUCCCAAAUGUCACUUUUAACUGUAAUAUUCUCUUGUUCAGGUGGGCUUGCCUGCUAAAUCUGGGGUUUCCGGGGCUGUUUUGUUGGUGGUGCCUAAUGUCAUGGGUAUAAUGUGUUGGUCCCCACCUUUAGAUCGACUUGGCAACAGUGUCCGUGGCAUUCACUUCUGUCAGGUAUUCAAUCUCAAUCAUAAUCUCAUUGUCUCAUCCACUGAAGAUGCCGAAUAUUUACAGUAGUUUUUAAACAUUUUGAUUUUCCAGGAUCUGGUGUCUUACUUCAACUUCCACAAUUACGACAACCUGAGACACUUCACAAAGAAACAUGAUCCCAGGAGAAAAUCUGACAAUGAUCCUGUAAGUCCAAUAGGAUUCAGGAUUCAAGAUUUUAUGUAGCAUCAGUCCACAACUUCACUGCAAUUAUUUCUUUUUUAUUCAUAGAACAAAUCCGUAGUGAACCUGAUGUUUGCAGCCUACAACGGGGAUGUUGCUGCUCUGAGAAGGUAGCGUAAAAACACAACCACCGUUUCAUUUUUUAUUACAAAACUGAGAAUCUAGAAAAGUCGGAUGAUGAAAUCUAACAGAAACACUUAAAAAAUGAUAAGCUUUUUCACUUUGAUGCCUGCUGUAGACCAAAAGAUCGACAUCUCUUCAACAUCUGUGUGAUAAAUAUGCAACAGGAGCCUGGAGCGUGGUUUUGAAAUGUUUUUAAAAAAUCAUGCAAGACACCAACCCAUGAAACAAAACUGAUGUACUAACAUUAAUGAAUGGGCAUUAGAGCAGCCUCUCUACAGAUUUAGUCACUUUUUCAAAGAGCAAGGCUGAUCUGGUCGUCUCCUGGUGGUGCUUACACGCUGAGCCUGAGAGGAGUAUCCGUCUUUUAGCAAAUAUAAAGCACUGUUCAAAUGUCAAACUUGUCUUUUAUUCACAGAAUUUCAAUCCCCGUCAGUUUAUACUUAGCACUUUUGGAAGAGAGUACGUGCUCUGAAGUUUGUUGAUGAAAAUGGUUUUAAUGUUCCCUCUCAGUGAUUCCCCGGAGCUCUCGCAGUAACGCGGCAUUUUGAGAUGAUUAGCUGUGUUUUUUUUUCCUAAACCUGAACUAUACGUUGCUUGAUUUCAGAAGUAUUCAGACAUGAAAUGAACUGAGCAGCGGGUCAAAGUUGGACUAAAUGCUCUGUUAUUUCAAAUAAUCAUAAUAAUCAGCCAGCUGUCUCUGUUAUUAUCAUUAGGAAGGCUGUUAAAUGAGACUUUGGCUUAUUUAGACUCCAGGAUUGUACGGUAUUUCUUCGACCUCUGUCUCCUGGCUUUUUGCCUCUGCACAGAAUGAUAAUGUUGUUUUUGACAAAGUUAAAACUGUGAAAAAAGAAGGUUGCAUGGUGGGUCGUGCUUGCAGCGUGUUUAAGUACUUUAGGAUGGCACCUUGACCUGUUUAAUGACAAAAAGACGCACUUGCUGUACCGUGGGACCCUUUUAAGUUCUGUGCUCAAGUAAUUGCAGCACUACUUGUCUCACUUUCUGACAGUUUGCUGUCAACAGCUAACCUUUUCACGACUGUUUUCUCUUCUUUACUCGGCUCCUUUUUUUUUUUUUUUACCCCUCCAGGUUUGCCCUUUCAGCUGUGAACAUGGAGCAGACAGACUAUGACUCUCGUACAGCGCUCCACAUUGCUGCAGCAGAAGGUGACACCUCAUUAUAAGUUUUCUCAUGCUUGAAUAAUCUUGGCUUUGAUAUUCAAACAGGAAUAGAUGUAUUAAGGCCAUGUUUCUCUCUUUCAUCAUCCAGGUCAUCUGGAAGCUGUUGUUUUCCUCACUGAUAUCUGUAAAGUGAAUCCCCACAUGAAAGACAGGUACAAAAUCUGCUCAGUAACGGUGUGUAUUAUGCGGAAAAUGGUUGGAAAUGCUUCUCUUUCUGAGUGCAUUUUGUUGUCUUCUAGAUGGGGAAACUCACCUGUAGAAGAUGCCAUGCAGUUUGGCCAUGAAUUGGUUGUGUCACUCCUGCAAGAGUACCAGAGUAUGUAUGACGAAAGAGAGUCCCAUUCCAGCACAGAGGAGCAGAAACCUGCCCUGGACACAUUGAAAAGCGCUGUUUAAGGAAUCACAAGGGUUUGUUGAGGAAAUUCGAUUUCACCUGAGGAGACUGAAGGGCACCGAAAGGUUGAUGAACAUGAUUAAUGAACAGGACUUUGAUGAAUAUAUCGAAUGUUGCAUUGGAAGUUGAAAAGCAAUAGUGUGCAAAAUGACGUCCCUCUGCAGUCUGGAAGAAGAAUUUAGAGUUGUUUUAACACAACACCAUAUUUAUGGUGCUUGUAUGGGGGAAAUGACAUGAAAUUAAACCAGGAACUGGUUCCCGUUGAAAUAUUAAUGAGCUUUGCUCUGGAUGAAAAACGACUCAGAGAUGUAAAUAUCUAUUCAUUGUGCUUAUUUAUUGUUAAACAUUGAAUUAUUUUUGCUUCAUCAGUGUCAUUUAAUCAGAGAGUUUUAUGCCUCCUGUGUAAUGAUGGUAUAAAUAUUCCCACUGCUGCUUCAUUAUUAUUCUACCUCGACAGGAGGUGGUUCUUUCGCAUUUCUUGCUGUUUAUGCUGGAAUGACUUGUACUUUGCACCCGCUCACCUAUGCUUUUAGGCACUGCUUGUGUUCACCUUAUAUUUUUUAUUUGAAGAGGAUUUACUCUCGCGUUAAAAGACUUUUGAGGGCACUAGGGGAAAUACUCUGAGGUACAGUACAUCCAGUUUCUCCAAAAGACUGUUGCAAACAACUUCAUGUGUAUGUCCACUAUGAAAGUCAACCACUAUUUUUUGAGGAUUUAAGUCAUAGGUUAAAAUUUCUAAUCCAGAUUUAUACUGAGUUUAAUCACUGUUCAACUCAGUUUAUCCCUGGCGAUGAUCUGAUUCCUGAGCAUGACUUUUCCUUUGUAAAUAUGUACUAUCCUGCUGUAAAUAAAUGACAUUCUAGUAAUCAAA
Xyrichtys novacula (pearly razorfish) is the source of this 12338-nucleotide messenger RNA. The record is from the annotation of a GenBank genome assembly. NCBI's taxonomy places the organism in Eukaryota, Metazoa, Chordata, Actinopteri, Labriformes, Labridae.